Molecule: messenger RNA, 952 nt
Organism: Medicago truncatula (barrel medic)
Lineage: Eukaryota; Viridiplantae; Streptophyta; Magnoliopsida; Fabales; Fabaceae
Exons: 1
Coding region: 96-680 (194 amino acids)
Source: RefSeq, a predicted model, not a curated record
AGUUUCUCUUCCUCACCACCGUGUCAACUCUUAUUCAAACUCACACAAUCUUAACAACAAAACCACACUCUUUUAUUAUUUUAUUUCAAAUUAAAAUGGGUGAUGAUAACAUUACUAUUACCAGUGUCAAUAACAAGAAACGGUUACGUGAUGAAUCGUCCGAGUCAGAAGUUGAAUCGUCUGAGGCAAAACGAAUCAGAGACGAUUUACUCGAUUUUUUGAACGAUUCCGAUCCUACACCUUCAACACAAGAUCUUGACUCCGUUAUGAAGAGUUUGCAGGAUGAGAUUUCUGCUUCGUCUUCUCUACGUGUGACGUCAGAUUCCGGCGAGUCUCAGAUAGGGUAUCUUCUUGAAGCUUCCGACGACGAACUCGGUCUUCCACCGCCUGGAUAUGAAUAUCUGACGGUGAAGGAAGAUAAGAAAGAUGAAACUGAGUUGAGCCGAGUUUUGUCUGACUCGUCUGGAAUCGGUGAGUUAUGGGAGUUUGAGAAUCAGAUACCGAGUUAUGAUGAAUCGUUUGAUUUAGGAACUGGAUUUGGAAGUUAUGGUUAUGAGAAUAAUAAUAAUAGUGAUAGUGAUUAUGUUGCGUUUGAUGGGAUUUUUAAUCAUUCGGAUUUGUAUUACGAUUCCAAUGAAUUUUCUGAUCCGUGGCGGCAUGGAACUUUGCCGGCACAGUAGAAUUUAUUAUGAAGAAAGAAAAAAAAUAUCAGAAAAGGGGAAAAAGAAUUUUCCUAAAUUAAUUUGUCUAAUGAAAUUUUUUCUUAGGCAUGUAAAUCUUUUUCUCUCUCCGCUAUUACCUUUUUGUUCCCUUUUUUUCUAGAGAUAAAAAAAGGGAAUUAUAGGAUAUAUAAAUUAAAAAUGAUGAAGAUGUGAAUCAUGGAACAUGCGUUCGUGGUGAUGAAAUCGUUUAUUUAUUUAGUUUUUUUUUCUGGAUUCCUGAAUUUAAUUUA